ACGAGAGCAAAGGCUCCCGCUUUUCGUCCGUUAUCACAGUUACGUCGUGCUCUCUCUCCAUCUGAAAAGGGUGACCGGGGGCUACCGGAGAUCGGAGACUCGCCGGAGAAUCGGGUAAGAUGAACAAAGAAGAAGAAGGUUUUUGUCAAGACUUUGAAGGGCACUAACUUGGAGAAAGAAGUGAAACCCGAAGAGACGGUACAAAACAUACAUAUACACAUCCGUGAGUUUUUCUUGAUCAUCAGAGGUUCAAAAUUGAAUUAUUUUAAAGCUGAUUUGGUAAUGAAUCGCUUCAAUUUUGAGUAAUUAGGGUUUUUGUGAGAUUGAAUGCGAAUUAGGGCUUUUUCUUGGUUUGGGUAAUCGUAGUAUUAUGUAAGUGUUUGAGAAUUUAUGAUGCAUUAUACGCUGAGCAACAAAAUGAAGGAAGAAGAAGUGAAUCGAUGCCAGAUACAGGAAUGGUAUCCUAAAUUCAAAUCUUUGUCCAUCAAAACUCGGAUUCAUGAACUUCCAGAAUCCUUUGUCCAAUACCUGCUAGAUGAUUCGGGGCCCUUCGUCCUCCCUGUUUCAAUCUCAAAUGAAGAUGCUUUUCCCAAUAGAAUUCAUAAUCCCGAGGAGGCAGAUGACUAUCAAGUAUCAGAAGGGUCUGAUGAUGACGAGUCAGAGCAGCCUCCAUUGCCACCUUCUUUCCCUGAGCUUGAGUUGCAGGUCAAGGAAUCAAUUGAAUCACUUGGAGGUUCUGUGUUCCCUAAGCUCAACUGGAGUGCACCAAAAGACUCUGCUUGGAUCAGCACAACUGGGACACUCAAAUGCUCUUCGUUCAGUGAGAUUGCCCUCUUGCUACGCUCAUCUGAUUCAUUGAUCCAUGACUUGUGUCAUGCCUAUGAUUCGUGCUGUGACAAAACCUCAUCGAGACCUAAGAGUUUCUUCCUUGCACUUCGUAAAUGGUACCAGUCCCUUAAGCCAGAGAUGGAGUUGCGUUGCUUCAUACGAAAUCAGAAUUUGGUUGGAAUUUCCCAACGUGAGGUCACUACUUUUUACCCUGCUCUGCUUGAAAAGAAAGACAGUCUUCCUGUGUUGAUCGAAGAUUUUUUCAUGGAAAAUUUGAUGUCGAGAUUUGAAUUGGAAAACUACACCUUUGAUGUCUAUGUGACAGAGGAUAAUCGGGUUAAGGUUUUGGAUUUUAACCCGUGGGGUGCAUUUACCCUGCCUCUCAUGUUUUCAUGGGAGGAAUUGGAUCAGAAUUGCAGUGAACUAGGAGAUAAUGGUGUGGACUUAAGAAUUGUGGAGGGUCAGUGUGCUGUUAGGCCAGGUCUGAAGACUGCAGUGCCAUAUGAUUAUUUGGACACUAGCCCCGGGAGCGGCUGGGACCAGUUUAUGAGAAAUGCCGAUGAAGAGCUACAGCAUCAAACUAGAAAUGCUCAAGCAGGUGCUUAAGGUCAUCAUUGUUUCAAAAAUUUUGAGGUGAAAUUUGAAAGUAACUGUUUCACCUAUCACUUGUACUUGUUAGGUUGAAAUGGAGCAUGGAUAUUCCAUCUUUGGCCAUGUCUAGGAAGAAACAAAGUUUUGCAUUUCAAUAUCUGAUUAUGAUUUGUUAAAAAGAAAAGCCGACAGCUAGAAUUGAAUUUCA
Prunus dulcis (almond) is the source of this 1627-nucleotide messenger RNA. Its product is annotated as cell division cycle protein 123 homolog. The record is from RefSeq and is a predicted model, not a curated record. Gene Ontology annotation, cellular component: cytoplasm. NCBI's taxonomy places the organism in Eukaryota, Viridiplantae, Streptophyta, Magnoliopsida, Rosales, Rosaceae. The transcript has a single exon. Bases 391 to 1434 code for a protein of 347 amino acids.